Molecule: messenger RNA, 1857 nt
Organism: Pimephales promelas (fathead minnow)
Lineage: Eukaryota; Metazoa; Chordata; Actinopteri; Cypriniformes; Leuciscidae
Gene: fgf22
Product: fibroblast growth factor 22
Molecular function (GO): growth factor activity
Source: RefSeq, a predicted model, not a curated record
GUCAGUAUGGUAAAAGGUAAACAAUAUUGAGAGUGACAUUUACUUAAAAUGAUUAUGAAUAAUACAGGCCCCACCCAUCCAGGUCCCCCAGAUGCAAGCCCUGCCCUGAAUCAAAUGCAGGAAAGAACUGAGCCACCCCACCAAAGAGCAGGCAGACAGCAAGGCACAGAGAGUGAGAGAGAGAAAGACACCCAUUUACAGCUUAACUGCCUUGUUCAGUCUGUCAGACUUGCUCUCACUGCCACCUCUAUCAUAUCCUCUCCCUCUCUUUCUCUCUCACACACACACACUCAUUCAAAUACACUCAUUCAACUCAGCUCAUUCACAGGCACGGGUCAGCCAGCCUCACAUUUCACCUUGCUCUGCCUCUGGCUGAGAGGAGAGCCCUGCAAGGUGCAGCCAUCACACAGGACACAGGCUCCCGCAACUCAGUCAGGUUGGACCGAGUGACCUGAAUGCUUUAGGACAAUCUAACGAGACCGAGACGUUUCUUCGGGAUGGAAUUGCAGAGUUUUCAUUCAUCACUUUGAAGAGCAAAACCAGAAGGCAGCUAGUUACAAGACCAUCAAGAACUUUUACCAUCUCUUCACAUGUUCCCGCUAAAGGGGUCUGCGUGAGGCAGAGCACCCAGCGAAGACCAGCAUCAUGCCGACUACUUGUGCAAGGUGCACCUUGGGAGUCUGACCCAUCAUGUGCAAAUGGACACCUACGACCGCUGGUCUCCACUUCGACCUUACCUUUGCUGGCUCAGCCCUUCCUCCUUAUCCUUUUCCCCUGGUAUGCCUGUCCUUGCUCUUUCUGGCUUGCUCUGCUCUUGGAGGUUGCCCACCUGGACUUGGGCAUGACCCUCUUCAUGUGCUGGCACAGGGCACAAACUGCUCUUGGACUCUGGAGCGGCACACACGCAGCUACAACCAUCUAGAGGGUGAUGUUCGCCUACGACGCCUCUAUUCCGCCAACAAGUUCUUUCUCUGCAUUGACAAGACGGGCAAGGUGGAUGGCACUCGUCGGAAGAAUUACGCUGACAGUCUGAUGGAAAUCCGAUCUGUCAGUGUGGGAGUUGUCGCCAUCAAAUCUGUCAGCACCGGCCUGUACUUAGCUAUGUCCAAAAAGGGAACGCUCUUCGGAUCGGUCAGAUACAACCCCAGCUGCAAGUUCAAGGAGCGCAUCGAAGAGAACGGCUACAACACCUACGCCUCACUGCGCUGGAAGCACCGGGGGAGGCAGAUGUUCGUGUCGCUGAACGGCCGAGGGAAACCUCGCAGAGGACACAAAGCUAGACGGAGACACCCAUCUACUCAUUUCCUCCCUAUGCUGCCCACAUAGCUGGACUCUUCCUCAUGAGCAAUGCUGUGCCAUCUGCAUUUGAUGGGGACUUAUUAAAUGUUAUUAUGUUCUUGUUUGUCUGUUUUGUUUUUCUGAGUACUGUCGCACAGUACAUUAACUUAUUACUCUGUCUUCUGGCUCAGCUUAAGACCCAGUAAUGUUUAAAGCAAUGCUGUUAUGAUGUACAGGUUAUGUAUUAAUGUUGUUGUUGAGUUAACUAGGUAUUUACUGCAUCUAUUUGUAUUGCAGAUUUCUGAUUGAUAUCACCAACCCAGUCUUACUGGAAAAAUGUGCCUAGAUUUUUGCAAAACCUAUAAUUCACUGCAGUUUCCGUCUGAAAUUAACACUAAUGGCAGCUUUUAUUCCUUACUUUUCAGAAAAUGUCUUUUUCUUAAGACAAAGAAACACUCAAAAAGCUUUCAGUAUAAUUAUGGCAUGGUCUGUUUGCUAAUUUAUUGCUACGCUAUCUCACGACCAAUUCGUACAAAUUCGUACGAGUGAUUCAAAAGUGGCUAAUUCAUACUAAUUCCU